Molecule: messenger RNA, 408 nt
Organism: Bipolaris maydis ATCC 48331
Lineage: Eukaryota; Fungi; Ascomycota; Dothideomycetes; Pleosporales; Pleosporaceae
Source: RefSeq, a predicted model, not a curated record
UAAAAGGAUGGAUCUGAACAUUGAGCAAAAGUACAUCAACACGGUGACAGAAUACACUUGGCCUGACACACCCAACCAUCUCCCUCUUUUUGACCUCAACCUCAAAAAAGCACCAACAUCUAAUCUUUCUCUCUGUCUCUCACACGCACUCUCAAAAUGCGUCUCACCCCUCUCACCCUCGCCUUGAGCACCCUCUCAACAACCUCGGCCUUUAUCUCCGGCAUCACUCUGCCCGCCACCAUCGCCCCCAACAAACCUUACACCAUAACCUUCGAUGCGAAAGUCGAUCCUUACUCGAUGUGGACUGAUGUCGCCGACAGUACCCAACGAUUUACCACCUGCCUCGAACCCCAAGCAGGUACCGGUGAAGCCGGUGACGACGGCGCCGGAUGGUAUUCAGAAGUUUAA